This is a messenger RNA of Neoarius graeffei (lesser salmon catfish), 1591 nucleotides long. RefSeq names its product armadillo repeat containing 1, like (gene armc1l). Gene Ontology annotation, molecular function: protein binding; metal ion binding. Bases 357 to 1283 code for a protein of 308 amino acids. The transcript has 7 exons. Lineage: Eukaryota; Metazoa; Chordata; Actinopteri; Siluriformes; Ariidae. The record is from RefSeq and is a predicted model, not a curated record.
GGUCAACUAUCGGUCACAUUUUGCAUUUUGUGCAAUUUUUUUUUUUUUUUUUACCUUGCGCAAUACCAGAAAAAUUCAGUUGAAAUCCAGCCAUUUGAGGCGAAUUCGUCCACCUCUGAAAAAACUUGGCAUUUGGAUUUCCCAGGAAACACUGAUUUUCGUGACGUCGCGUGCGGGACGCCUCCCUCUGAAUCCUACGUCAGUGCUGGUUUGUUUAUGAGAAACUGCAAAUUUCUUCAACGUUACCACGUAAUUAUUAAAAUGGUUAACAGAUGUAUCGUAGGAGGGUGUAGCAACACCAAUCUUGAUGGGAUUAGUACUCAUCGUUUUCCAAAAGACCGGACAAUGAGAGGGAAAUGGGAGCGCUUCGUGCGAGGCACCCGGGAGCCAAGUACCAAAGCAGAGCUGAGAAAAAGACCAAGAAAAUCGGCAAUUCACAAGUCGACUGUUGCCAGGCCAGCAAGAUGAUGGAUGCAAUGUCAGUAGUAGUCCAGCUGAGGGAUCUGGCGUCUGAGCCUCAGAAUCGGGAGGCUAUAGCGAACGAUGCGGGGUGUUUACCUGGUCUUGUGUUGUUCCUAGACCACAAAGAUCCUCAAGUAAUGUUUGCUGCUCUGCAGACCCUGAGGUACCUGGCAGAAUCUCCUCAAAACAUCAAUUCCAUUAAGAAUGAACUCGGCAUGAUGGUGACCCUGGAGAUGCUGAUGGGAAAGAGUGAACUGAGUACUGACAUCACAGACCUUGCUAAAGAGUUAUAUGAAAUAUUGAGUGCUCCAGUGAGGAUGGAAACUCCCAGAACUCCCGUGCAACCAAUGAGAAGAAAUAAACCUCAAUUCUUCAUCAACAGUUCCAAUAAAAAGGCCAAAACGGUCACGCUGCACAUCCAGGGUUUGGACGGGACGGAUCAGCGAGGUGUUUGUGAAGACGCUCUUUUAAAGGUGAAAGGAGUCAUCAGCUUCACUUUCCAGAUGGCUAUGAAGAGAUGCACAGUGCGUGUGCGUGCAGACCUGCCCACCGAGAGUCUGGCGUCGGCCAUUGCUGCCACGAAAGUGCUUUCAGCUGAGCAGGUGGUGAAGAAUGAGAGUGGAGAGGAGGUUUUCAUCCCUCUCAGCACUACAGACACGCACAUAGAGGAGAAUCACCACCUGCCAGAUUAUCUACCAGAAGACGAGAGUCCCGAGAAGACGACCGAUCGCGCCGUGUCCCGCAAUGCUGCCAAACAGGAUGCCAGUGGAAGCUGGCUGAGCUCAGCCGCCAGUUUUCUUACUAAAACUUUCUACUGGUGAAGUUUUUGGCUUUCGGUAAAUAACUGUUCCACACAAGGACCACAGAGAAAGAAAAGGACUUCUAUAAUGCAGUUUACUAAGGGAACAAGAUCUCACAUCAUCUCGCCCACCUCCAUGAAAAUGCAGAGUGGUGUGAUAAUAUCCAGUGUAGAUACAAACACAGUUUGAUGUCUGGAUAUAUUUUUCCACACUUUUUUUUAUACAAUUUUUCUGAAAUGAUUGUCUGUUGUGCCCCUAUUUGUGUUUGUAUGUUAUUUCUGUUUGACUGUUACCUUGAUCUGUUGUGUAAAUACAUGCCUAUGGACUUA